UAAACCCAGUCGCGUGAAGAGAUGGGGUUAUUGAUCGUGCUGUUUGUCCCACUUUUGGCGGUGGUGAUUGCCCUGUUAGGGUAUCUGAAAUGGAUUCAAGGCUACUGGCAGCGUCGCGAUGUUCCGGCUGCCCGAAAUACGCACAUCUUGUUCGGAAAUGUGGCCGGAAUGGGAACCAAGGUCCACAUGGCCAUCACGUUGCAGAAAAUCUACCGCGAAUUUAAGGAACGAGGUUUGGCCUUUGGUGGGUUCAAUAACUUUUUUGCUCCCACCAUUUUGGCCGUGGAUCCGGAGUUUGUAAAGUUAGUGCUGGUGAAGGAGUUUAAUGUGUUCCACGACCAUGGCUUCUACACGGAUCCGGAAAAGGAUCCGCUAAAUUCUCAUCUGUUCAAUCUGGAUGGUGCGCAGUGGCGCGUGAUGCGCCAGAAACUUUCGCCGACGUUCACCUCCGGAAAGAUGAAGAUGAUGUUCGUUACGGUGCAGUCAGUGGCGGACGAGUUGAAAAAGUAUGUGGAAUCGAACUACCACCGAGAGGACUUGGAGAUACGGGACCUGAUGCAACGGUUCACCACGGAUGUGAUCGGGAGUGUUGCGUUCGGUCUAGAGUGUAACUCGUUUAAGGAUCCUGACUCGAAGCUGCGCAAGAUGGCGGCUAAGGUUUUUGAGCUAUCACCGAAAAUACUGUUGCAGAUUUUCGUUGGGAUUCAGUUCAAAGGAUUGGCUAGGUGGCUGAAGCUUAAGGUAACCGAUGAUGAGGUGGAGAAUUUUUUCAUGGAACUGGUUAAGAGUACGGUGGAAAUUCGCGAGAAGGAGCAAGUGCAGAGAAAUGACUUCAUUAAGCUACUGCUAGAGAUUAAGAACAAUGGAAAAUUGAGCAAUGCUCCGGAUUCCGGUGGUGAUGGGCUGACCAUGAACGAAUUGGCUGCGCAGUGUUUCGUGUUUUUUGCAGCAGGCUUCGAAACGUCGUCCACUACAAUGAACUUCUGCCUGUAUGAGUUGGCGUUAGCAGAAGACAUCCAGGAUCGUCUGCGGGAGGAGAUCAACGAGGUGCUUGGAGAAAAUGAUGGCCAGCUAACGUACGAUGCGUUGAUGAAGAUGGAUUAUCUGGACCGGGUGUUAAACGAAACUCUUCGGAAGUAUCCUCCAUUGGACAACACAUUCCGAAUGAACAGCACAGACUACACCGUCCCGGGAACCAACUACACCAUACCUGCUGGAACGUUUGUCCAAAUCCCUAUGUUCGCGCUUCAGAAUGAUCCCGAUCACUUCCCGGACCCGGAUCGUUUCGACCCGGAUCGCUUCCUUCCGGAAGUCGUCAAGUCUCGCCAUCCUUAUGCGUACGUUCCUUUCGGCGAGGGACCACGCAUCUGCAUCGGAAUGCGAUUCGGCGUGAUGCAGGCCAAAAUUGGUUUGGUCAGCUUACUACAGAGCUUCAGAUUCCGUGUCAACUCACGUACCCUAAUCCCGAUGGAGUUCGAACCUGCUUCAGUGACUUUGAGUCCGAAAAUUGGAAUGUAUCUACAGAUUGAGCGCGUCAAAUAAAGUCGAUUUCUCCAGUAGAAAA
Messenger RNA from Ochlerotatus camptorhynchus, 1564 nucleotides. Its product is annotated as probable cytochrome P450 6a14. Bases 22 to 1542 code for a protein of 506 amino acids. The transcript has 2 exons. Gene Ontology annotation, molecular function: oxidoreductase activity, acting on paired donors, with incorporation or reduction of molecular oxygen; iron ion binding; heme binding. The record is from RefSeq and is a predicted model, not a curated record. NCBI's taxonomy places the organism in Eukaryota, Metazoa, Arthropoda, Insecta, Diptera, Culicidae.